Talaromyces atroroseus is the source of this 1950-nucleotide messenger RNA. RefSeq lists its product as hypothetical. The record is from RefSeq and is a predicted model, not a curated record. The transcript is spliced from 7 exons. Bases 1 to 1950 code for a protein of 649 amino acids. Gene Ontology annotation, molecular function: damaged DNA binding; 5'-3' DNA exonuclease activity. Gene Ontology annotation, biological process: double-strand break repair via nonhomologous end joining; interstrand cross-link repair; protection from non-homologous end joining at telomere. Lineage: Eukaryota; Fungi; Ascomycota; Eurotiomycetes; Eurotiales; Trichocomaceae.
AUGUCGACCUUCAACGGGGUCGUCGCCGAGUUUCCCUUCGUCAGGAUCGACUAUUUUCGCAAAAUAUCAGACAAGCCAGCACCGCUGGUCUGCUUUCUCAGCCAUGUGCACAGCGACCACCUGCAGGGACUGGAGUCCCUUCGGUCGCCAUUCAUCUAUUGCUCGGCCGUGACGCGAGAACUGCUGCUGCGCAUAGAGAAAUACCCUCAUCGCAUGAACUUUUCCAAGGGGAUACUCGAGGCCAGAAAGCAGCACUAUGGACAUCUAGCAAAGCUCUUGAGACCAAUUCCAUUAAAUACUCCAACCGAAAUUGAACUUACGCCGUUGAAGCGGAUUCGCGUGACUCUUCUUGAGGCCAAUCACUGUGCUGGCGCAGUCAUGUUCUUGAUCGAAGGUCAAGGAAAGGCAAUUCUCUAUACCGGAGAUAUUCGAGCGGAGACUUGGUGGGUUGAUUCUUUGACUCGCAAUCCUGUACUCAUUCCUUAUGCAUGCGGCUUGAAGACCCUGGACAACAUCUAUCUCGACACUACUUUUGCAGUCAAGUCGGAUAUAUACCGUAACUUUGCACCAAAAGCAGAAGGGAUCAAGGAGCUUCUGGAAAAGGUGGAGAAGUAUCCUAAAGAUACUAUCUUCUAUCUGAGAGCCUGGACAUUUGGCUACGAAGAAGUUUGGCAGGCUCUGUCGGCCUUUUUAGAUUCCAAGGUUCAUGUUGACAGAUACCAAUAUGAUUUGUACAAGGCCCUGACAGUUCGCUCUCAUGGCGGAACCGGCUUCGACACAGCUACGUAUCUCUCUGGAUUCCAGCUAGGCAACGGAUUUGUUCCCGGUUGUUUGACAUCCGACGAAUCUGUGCGACUCCAUAGCUGCGAACCUGGGGCCUUUUGCCAAACGAUGAAAUCAAAGAAAUCGGUAUUCAUCACACCUAUUGUUACCCGUCAUGGAAAUGGUGUGGAUGUUCCAGAGGUUGGUGCUGGCGGGGGCAAGGGAGAUUUGUACCAGCUCCACGAACUAGAGUUGCCAGAUGAGAUUACAGUUCAGAGACUCGAGGAGUUACUGUCGGAACAUAUUACAGAUGAAAGGGUACUCUCGCAGGCCAAGGAGACCCUGAAGCUAGCUUUCGCAUCGAGGCACAGAGCACUUUCGCUGGACGAAUUUGGACUCGCUGAGGACGCUGAUAUCUCGCUCAAGGAUCUCGCGUCCAUGCUCGGCAAUAUCAGGAGACUUUCCAACCGUAAUUUGGACGAAGAAACCUCCGCAGACACUAAUUCCAUUACAUUUCCCUAUUCUCGUCAUUCGUCAUACGCGGAGCUCUGCGAGCUUGUACAAGCCUUCAGACCAAAGGAGGUUUUUCCUUGCACGGUCGAUGAGAAUAGAUGGGACGAAUCCGUUUCCAUGGAGAGUUUGUUUGCGCACCUGUGCUCUGGAAGUCAGUUUGUCCACGACAAGCACUUACGUGAUGCUCGAGGCGAAAUACUAGAGCAAGAAAGCAAACGAAUCCGGUAUACUAUAAUGCGCGAUACCAGACGGCAAUUGCAAGCAAUGGGAAGCAAAGUCCACUUUAAUAUAGGGCCACUACCUCAUGACAUUGACCAAAUUCUUGAUGAUCAUUCUCAGGGUUCCUAUGAGACAACAACAGCAACAAACUCCCAGUCUACCAGAGAAGACGAUCAUGAACAAGCUUCAAACACUAGCUCUGUUCGUAUAAGUGAACAGCGAAACGAGGGCAAGUCCACACCGGUGGCAGAAAGCGCAAGCCAGGAAUUGAUUUGUGAGCUGGUGAUCGGAUCGCAGGACACUGACAGUGAGGUUCACUCCUCGAGUACUAGCAACGCACGUAUCAACCGUCUUCGAGCGUUCAAGGCUGCCCGCACUGGUACGUUCGACGCAUGGAAUGAGAUUUCUAUCGUGUCUGCGGGCAACAAUCAUGCGGAAGAGGAAGUUGAAUUAUAA